Molecule: messenger RNA, 603 nt
Organism: Gossypium raimondii (Peruvian cotton)
Lineage: Eukaryota; Viridiplantae; Streptophyta; Magnoliopsida; Malvales; Malvaceae
Product: maturase K-like
Exons: 1
Coding region: 1-582 (193 amino acids)
Biological process (GO): mRNA processing
Cellular component (GO): chloroplast
Source: RefSeq, a predicted model, not a curated record
AUGAAUUUUUUCUAUGGAAAAAUAAAGUAUCUUGGCAAAGUCUUUUAUAAUGAUUUUUGGAACAACCUAUGGUUGUUCAAAGACCCUUUCAUACAUUUUAAUAGGUAUCAAGAAAAGUCAAUUUUGGCCUCAAAGGAUACGUCUCUUCUGAUCAAUAAGUGGAAAUAUUCCUUUGUCGAUUUAUGGCAAUAUUAUUUUUACUUUUGGUCUCAAUCAGGAAGAGUCCGUAUAGAUCAAUUAUCUAAAUAUUCUCUCGACUUUCUGGGCUAUCUUUCAAGUGUGCAAUUAAAUCCUUCAGUGGUACGGAGUCAAAUGCAAGAAAAUUCAUUUCUAAUAGAUAAUGCUGUGAAGACGUUGGAUACAAGAAUUCCAAUUACUUCGCUCAUUGGAUCAUUGUCUAAGGUGAAAUUUUGUAACACAUUAAGGCACCCUAUUAGUAAGCCAACGUGGGUCGAUUCCCCCAAUUUUGAUUUUAUUGACCGAUUUGUGCGUAUAUCCAGAAAUCUUUCUCCUUAUCACAGUGGAUCUUCAAAAAAAAAUUUUGUAUCGAAUAAAAUAUAUACUUCGGUUUUCUUGUGUUAAAACUUUGGCUCGUAAACACAA